Messenger RNA from Arabis nemorensis, 1467 nucleotides. The record is from the annotation of a GenBank genome assembly. NCBI's taxonomy places the organism in Eukaryota, Viridiplantae, Streptophyta, Magnoliopsida, Brassicales, Brassicaceae.
AUGGAGACGCCGAGAUCCGUCGGCGAAGCGUCGACGACUAAUUUCGUGGCGGAAAGACCAUCGGAGACGACGACUGAUGAUGCGGUGAAGAUGAGAGGUUGCGGCGGUUUAGGUAACAUUUCGUGGGUCGGUGUAGACAGAGAAGAGCUUCGUAAGAGAUUAGCGAUGCCUGAGUAUCUUCGAUUAGCUAUGAGAGAUUGCAUCAAGCGGAGAGAUUCGACGGCGAUUCCUGAUCAUUUGCUACUUCCUGGAGAUGUGGCUCCUGAUGCACCGAUGGUUGUUUUCAUUAACCCGAAAAGUGGAGGUCGUCAUGGUCCUGUUCUUAAAGAGAGGCUUCAACAAUUGAUGACCCAAGAACAGGUAUUUGAUCUCACAGAAGUGAAUCCCCAUGAAUUUGUACGGUACGGCUUGGCGUGUUUGGAGACAGCUGCAGCGAGAGGAGAUGAGUGUGCAAGAGAAUGCAGAGAAAGGAUACGGAUUAUGGUGGCAGGUGGUGAUGGUACAGUUGGUUGGGUUCUUGGAUGUCUCGGUGAGCUUCACAAAGACGGUAAAACAUAUAUUCCUCCCGUUGGAGUUAUCCCACUCGGUACAGGAAAUGACCUCUCCAGGAGUUUUAGUUGGGGUGGUUCAUUCCCUUUUGCUUGGAGAUCUGCUAUGAAAAGAACAUUACAUCGAGCAACUAUGGGCUCUGUUGCUCGAUUAGAUAGUUGGAAGAUUGUUGUGUCGAUGCCAUCAGGAGAAGUCGUAGAUCCUCCUUAUUCUUUGAAGCCUACAGAGGAAACUGCACUUGAUCAGACUUUGGAUGCUGAAGGUGAUGUACCUCUGAAAGCAAAGUCCUACGAAGGAGUGUUCUACAACUACUUUAGCAUAGGUAUGGAUGCUCAAGUUGCAUAUGGAUUCCACCAUCUUCGCAAUGAGAAACCGUAUCUAGCUCGAGGCCCCGUUUCAAAUAAGAUUAUUUAUUCAAGUUACAGUUGUACUCAGGGUUGGUUUUGUACGCCUUGUGUCAGCAAUCCAGGUUUAAGGGGACUAAGAAACAUAAUGAAAAUCCACAUUAAAAAGGUGAAUUGCUCCGAAUGGGAAGAGAUCCCGAUCCCUAAAAGCGUGAGAUCGAUUGUGGCAUUGAAUCUUGAUAACUAUGGUAGUGGAAGACAUCCAUGGGGUAAUCUCAAACCGAACUAUCUAGAAAAGAGAGGGUUUGUGGAGGCGCAUUGUGAUGACGGGCUGAUAGAGCUUUUCGGUUUGAAGCAAGGUUGGCAUGCGUCAUUUGUAAUGGCUGAAAUAAUCUCGGCUAAACACAUUGCUCAGGCGGCUGCGGUUAGAUUUGAACUACGAGGAGGUGAUUGGAAAGAUGCAUUCUUGCAAAUGGAUGGUGAGCCAUGGAAACAACCGAUGAAGACCCAUUUUUCGACUUUCGUGGAGAUCAAAAAGGUUCCUUUUCAAUCGUUAAUGAUCAACGGUGAAUGA